Messenger RNA from Peronospora belbahrii, 1545 nucleotides. The record is from the annotation of a GenBank genome assembly. Lineage: Eukaryota; Oomycota; Peronosporomycetes; Peronosporales; Peronosporaceae.
AUGCCAUCAGAUACAGCAUACCAAGUGGGAUUGACUCCAAAUGGAUCAGAAUGCACUUCGGAAACGGUUGACAAGCAUAAAAAGCUUUCAUUUGGAGAAUAUUGCAAAACACGAAUUACCACGCUCAAACCGCCCAUGAAAAAAGCCGAUAAUCCGUUCAAGGUACUGGCAUUACUUAAUCGUAUGCAGUGGCUCAAUUUUCUAGUGGCUUUUGUCGCGUGGUCUUGGGACGCCUUUGAUUUCUUCACCGUCUCCAUGACGUUAUCAGAUCUCGCAGAAACCUUUGAUAAAACCAAGACCGAGAUUACGUGGGGUAUUACACUUGUGCUUAUGUUGCGCUCCGUGGGAUCCAUUAUCUUCGGUAUCGCUUCUGAUCGAUGGGGUCGCAAGUGGCCUUUUGUGGUGAACAACGUUUUAUUCAUCGUUCUGGAACUAGCCACUGGUUUCUGCCAGACCUACACGCAGUUUCUGUGGAUCCGUGCGCUCUUUGGAAUUGCCAUGGGUGGCCUGUACGGCAACGUUGCUGCUACAGCUCUUGAAGACUGUCCUCCGGCAGCUCGCGGUAUUGUUUCUGGCAUGAUGCAGCAAGGAUACGCUUUCGGCUACCUGUUGGCUGUUGUAUUUGCUCGCGCUCUCGUCAAUACCACGAGUCAUGGCUGGCGUCCACUCUUUUGGUUUGGAGCUUGUCCGCCGGUCUUCAUCAUCAUAUUCCGCCUGUUCUUACCAGAGACCAAGGUGUUUCAGGAACGUCAACGUGUGCGCGAAGCGAGUGACAACAUGACCCGGACUUUUGUGACUGAAGGUAAGAUUGUAUUGAAGCGCCACUGGCUACUGCUUUGCUACAUGGUUCUCCUCAUGGCGGGAUUUAAUUUCAUGUCUCACGGUUCACAGGACCUGUACCCGACAAUGCUGGAGAAUCAAUUAGAGUUUAACCCCAAUCAGGUCACCGUGACUCAGGUCGUAGCCAACCUAGGCGCCAUUUGCGGCGGGACCGUGGUGGGUUACUACUCGCAGGUCUUUGGUCGUCGCUUGUCGAUCCUCGUCAUGACAGCCAUUGGUGCUGCUCUCUUGUACCCAUACUGCUACGUCAAUGAUGAGACUAUUAUGACCGCUGCAUUCUUUCAGCAGUUCUGCGUUCAAGGUGCUUGGGGUGUCAUUCCAAUCCAUCUUAUGGAGCUGUCCCCUCCAUCCUACAGUGCUUUUGUCGUUGGUACGGCCUAUCAACUCGGUAAUCUGGCAUCGUCGGCAUCGUCAACCAUUGAGGCUUCUCUUGGAGAGCACUUCCCGCUGCCGGACGGUGAGGACGGGGUAAGCCGAUACCAGUAUGGCAAAGUCAUCUGCGUAUUUCUGGGCGUUGUAUAUGUCUAUGUGUUUCUGCUGACGCUUAUUGGGCCUGAGGCUCGCGGCAAGGAUUUUGGUGCGAAACACGACCAGGAUCUCGAAGAUGCUGCUCAUGUUAAUCACGACGAUCUUGAGAAGAUUUUGUACGAGAGUGGCUUGACUCCCACCGAAGAGAAGCCCAUGAAAAGUCAUGCAUUUGAAUAA